This is a messenger RNA of Culicoides brevitarsis, 2280 nucleotides long. Its product is annotated as zinc finger protein 37-like. NCBI's taxonomy places the organism in Eukaryota, Metazoa, Arthropoda, Insecta, Diptera, Ceratopogonidae. The coding region runs from base 30 to 1853 and encodes 607 amino acids. Gene Ontology annotation, cellular component: nucleus. The transcript is spliced from 2 exons. Gene Ontology annotation, molecular function: DNA-binding transcription factor activity, RNA polymerase II-specific; zinc ion binding; RNA polymerase II transcription regulatory region sequence-specific DNA binding. The record is from RefSeq and is a predicted model, not a curated record. Gene Ontology annotation, biological process: regulation of transcription by RNA polymerase II.
UAGUAAACAAGAAAUUUAAUGCAAAAAAAAUGAAGAAAUAUUGUCGAAUUUGUUUCAAAAAUUCCGAGUAUCUGCAAGAUUUGAAUCCCUUUUUGCCCAUUUUACGUAUUUUGGUGAACACAAAGUUACCGCGGGAAGAGUCCAGCAAAAUCUGCAAAUCUUGUGCCAACGGAUUAAUUUUAUCGAAUCUUUUCCGUGCAAAAGUAAUCGAAAGUAAUGCAAAAUACCGAGAAUUCAUCAAUGAAAAGUCGGUUGCACUGGAAGUGGCCAAAAGAAAUAAUGAUGGAGACGAUGAGCGAAUGUCCGACGUUGACAAUGAAAUGCAUGUUGAAUUCUUGGAUGAUUCUCUAUUCGACUCUGGUGAUGAGGCAAAAUCGGAAACUUCUCAAAAUAAAAAAACGCAUAAAGUAAAAGGAAAUGUAAAACAAGAGUUGAUAGAAGAUGCUCGAAAUGAUGAUAUACUUUGUUUUAUGUGCUCCCAGAAAGCAAAAAUGACAAACAAUAUUUCUCCAUUUAAGACAACUUUGAAGAAAAUUAUUUCUAUUGAGAAUAAUGUGAUGAAGAGUACAGAAAAGCUUUGUGAUACAUGUUUAGUUGACUUGAAAGCUUUAAAAACGUUUUUUACAAAGCGCGAAGCCUUAAAGCCACAGAAAUUCAACAAAAAUUGCUGUCAAUUCUGUUCAAUCAAAGAUGCACGUCUUCUAAGUACAUCCAAAAGCUCACUUGCACUUUUCAAAUCAUUGCCACAAACUCAAAAUUACGAUCCGAGGAAUCGGCAAAUUGGAAAGACAUGUGAAAAUUGCAUUCAAGUACUAAACCAAAUAAAAUGUUUGAGAGAUAAUUAUUCCACAAAAAGAAAUCCAGUGUCGAAAAAAUUAAAAAGUUCGUUUAGUGAUCAAAAACAAAAAUUAAUCGAAAUGAUUAAAAAUGAGGUAAUAACAGAAUAUAAGCCAAAACCAAAACUUAAUGUAACGCAACGAACAGACAAGAAGCAAAAAGUAGAAUUGAACAUAACACCAAUUGAUGUGAGUUCGUGCGAAGAUCCUAAAAAAGAACUUAUAUCUCGAAUUCUAGCAGACAUGUCAGGAUCUUUGAGUACUGAAAGUAAUGACAAAAUGCCACAAAGACACGUGGAUUCUCUUAAAAAAACUCCGAAAAUAAAGAUUCGUGCGAAAUCUCGUUAUAAAAUUCCUGAUCCGGAUAAACCAAUUCCCGACGACUAUCAGUGUCACAUGAGUGACUUUGAAGAGCUAGACUCAGACUCAGAAAUGCCUCCAAUUCAUUUCCGUGCACCGUUAAAUGCUCCGUUUACACCAAUUUUCUUUAAAUGUACCGAAUGCACUGCAAAAUUCGUAAAUUCCUAUGAAUUAGAAGCUCAUAUUGAUUGUAGUCACAGAACGACAACCAACGUGUGUGACAUUUGCCAAAAGGAGUUUAGGGAUAUUCCCUUUACCAAGGCACACAAAUUAAGAGUGCACUAUGUUCACUUUUCAACAUUCGACUACAAAAGUCAGUGUGAAAUUUGUGGCAUUUUAACGAAAAGGAUUGAUGACCAUUUGGUGCAACAUUUGGGGACACGGCCAUACCACUGUGAACAUUGCAAUUAUGCGGGAAAAACCAAAUUCGGAUUGCAAAGUCACAUUAGUGCGAUUCAUUUGGGUGAAAAAAAGCACAAAUGUAAAUAUUGUGGUAAAGGAUUCAACUAUUCGGCUGACAGGGGAAGGCAUGAAAUUGCCGUGCAUACAAAGCAAUUUAAAUAUGUAUGCAAAUUUUGUGGAAAAUGUUGUUUAAAAAAGAAUUUCUUAACAGCGCAUGUAAAAUCACAUCACCCGGAUGAAGAUUGUGAACUAUGAUUAUCUAAAAAUAUAUAUUAAAAAACCUGUAUUUCUCUGAAAAUAACUUGGGUACAAAUUAAAAAGUUUACUAUUAAAUUUAAAUAGCAUUAUUGUUGGAAAAAUCUUGUUCUAACUCGUUCGUUCUCCAUUUACAUUCCUUAUUUUCUUUCCAUUCUGACUUUGUGUCUCCCUCAUAUAUUUCUUUCUUCCAAAUCGGAACCUUUUUCUUCAACUCAUCUAUACCAAAAGCAACUGCCUCGAGACUAGUAGCUCUGUGUGGUGAGCUGACACCGAUUAUGACACUAGACUCUUUUGUUGGUACCAAUCCCAGUCGAUGAAAAAUUGCAAUGUGCUUGAUGUCCGUCCAUUUUUGCCUCAUCUCGAGACAAAUUUGAUCCAUUACUUUUGAUGCCAUUCCUUCAUAUGCUUCAUAUUCCAAAGAAAU